Talpa occidentalis (Iberian mole) is the source of this 12457-nucleotide messenger RNA. It is a transcript of the gene ZNF207, whose product is annotated as zinc finger protein 207. The transcript is spliced from 12 exons. The record is from RefSeq and is a predicted model, not a curated record. The coding region runs from base 173 to 1657 and encodes 494 amino acids. Lineage: Eukaryota; Metazoa; Chordata; Mammalia; Eulipotyphla; Talpidae. Gene Ontology annotation, cellular component: nucleus.
UCAGCCGCAUUGCCUGACGGGAGGCAGAGCACCGAACGAGGGCGUCGGCCAUUUUGUGGCUGUUUCCUGUGGGACGCGGUGGUGGCGGUUGGGUCGGAAGAGUGAGCGGUUGUUCGCCUCGUUUUCCGUGUUUGUUUUCUUCUCCCUUUUACUUCGGCGGCAGAGCCCGGUUAUGGGUCGCAAAAAGAAGAAGCAGCUGAAGCCGUGGUGCUGGUAUUGUAAUAGAGAUUUUGAUGAUGAGAAGAUCCUUAUACAGCACCAAAAAGCAAAGCAUUUUAAAUGCCAUAUAUGUCAUAAGAAAUUGUACACAGGUCCUGGCUUGGCUAUUCACUGCAUGCAGGUACAUAAAGAGACAAUAGAUGCUGUACCAAAUGCAAUACCUGGGAGAACAGACAUUGAGUUGGAAAUAUAUGGUAUGGAGGGUAUUCCAGAAAAAGACAUGGAUGAAAGAAGACGACUUCUUGAACAGAAAACCCAAGAGAGUCAAAAAAAGAAGCAACAAGAUGAUUCUGAUGACUAUGAUGAUGAUGACUCUGCAGCUUCAACUUCAUUUCAACCACAACCUGUUCAACCUCAACAAGGUUACAUCCCACCGAUGGCACAGCCAGGACUGCCACCAGUUCCUGGAGCACCAGGAAUGCCUCCAGGCAUACCCCCAUUAAUGCCAGGUGUUCCUCCUUUGAUGCCAGGAAUGCCACCAGUAAUGCCAGGCAUGCCACCGGGAUUGCAUCAUCAGAGAAAAUACACCCAGUCAUUUUGCGGUGAAAACAUAAUGAUGCCAAUGGGUGGAAUGAUGCCACCUGGACCAGGAAUACCACCUCUGAUGCCUGGUAUGCCACCAGGUAUGCCCCCUCCUGUUCCACGUCCUGGAAUUCCUCCAAUGACUCAAGCACAGGCUGUGUCAGCGCCAGGUAUACUUAAUAGACCACCUGCACCAACAGCAGCAGUUCCUGCUCCACAGCCUCCAGUUACUAAACCUCUUUUCCCCAGUGCAGGACAGAUGGGGACACCUGUAACAAGCUCAAGUACAGCUUCAUCCAAUUCAGAAAGUCUGUCUGCAUCUUCUAAAGCUCUGUUUCCUAGCACAGCACAAGCUCAGGCAGCUGUCCAAGGACCUGUUGGUACAGAUUUCAAGCCCUUGAAUAGUACCCCUGCAACAACUACAGAACCCCCAAAGCCUACAUUCCCUGCUUAUACACAGUCUACGGCUUCUACCACUAGUACAACAAAUAGCACUGCAGCUAAACCAGCAGCUUCAAUAACAAGUAAGCCUGCUACACUUACAACAACCAGUGCAACCAGUAAGUUGAUCCAUCCAGAUGAGGAUAUAUCACUGGAAGAGAGAAGGGCACAGUUACCUAAAUAUCAACGUAAUCUUCCUCGACCAGGACAGCCUCCAAUUGGUAAUCCACCAGUUGGACCAAUUGGAGGUAUGAUGCCACCACAGCCAGGCAUCCCACAGCAACAAGGAAUGAGACCCCCAAUGCCGCCUCAUGGUCAAUAUGGUGGUCAUCAUCAAGGCAUGCCAGGUUAUCUUCCUGGUGCCAUGCCUCCAUAUGGGCAGGGACCGCCAAUGGUACCCCCUUACCAAGGUGGGCCUCCUCGACCUCCGAUGGGAAUGAGACCUCCUGUAAUGUCGCAAGGUGGCCGUUACUGAUCUUACUUCAUCCAAUCUAAUAGGUUUGGAGAUUAAACCUUUUCUCAACUUGUGCUGUUUAUAUAGCCAAGCUUCCGUCAAUAAGGCUUCAUUGUGACUUUAACAAACAUUAUCUUCCCACAUACCAGGAACUAUUGGACAUUUAUUUUACAUGGGAAAAAUUAUUUGGAAUAAUAAAGCAGGAACUUUUCCUGAAGUUGCAAUUUAUACUGUAUGGCUUCUUUUUCAUGUUUCAUCUAGGUUUUUAGAAGUGAAGUAUAGUAAAUUUGGUUCGUUAUAUUGUGAAGGCGCUGGAAAUACAUGAACAUACCACCUUAAUAAAGGCAAGUUCUGUAAGCUUACAUUGCUUUUUGUAAAGUUAUGCCUUCACAGCAUUUCAGAUGCUGUUGGACUUCAUGUCCCCAACCUAGCUUGGUGAGGGCUGUAACUGUUUCCAAGUACCUGUACAUUGGAAGUCUGAAUGUGUAACAAUAUUUAAUGUAUUUAGAGUUCCUCAUGUUGCAGGGUUUAAGAAAUCUGACCCACCAAGGUUAUGUGACUUUUCUGUACUGUUAAACUUCAUUGUAAUAAAAUGAGAGAAAAGUUUAUGCCUUUUUAUUCAUAACCCAGCUGUGGACCACUGCCUGAAAGGUUUGUACAGAUGCAUGCCACAGUAGAUGUCCACAAAUAAAAAUUCAGUUAUCAAUGCAGUUUUGAUAUAUCUUUGAAUUUUGUGUUUGAAUUGUAGGUUGUUUCUUAGCUGCAUGUUUUAAACAGAACAGUGUGUAGAGAAUUGUAUGUUAGUACUUCAGUUGACAGAAAAACUUAAGAUACACGGGUCACCACAUAAUGGGUAUGAAAUCUUUAUAUGUGUCACGUUUCCACCUUCCUUGGUGUAAAUACAUGUUAGAUGUUAUAGACCAUUUAAAAUGUAAACCAUAAUAUUCCCUCCUUCCUGCUGCUGUUUAUGUUUAGAGCCUAGUGCCAGACCCAUUUAUUUCCUUCUGAUUAUUUUCGAAACUGCAGUACUGCUUGGACCUCAGAAGCUUUUCAGGUGCAAACUUCUAGAAGCUUAGGUGCAUGCAGUAAUAGUUUUUUUGCUGUUCAUGGGAAAGUAUGAUGCCUAGAAUGUGAAUGAGCCUCUGUUAGGAUGCUUAACAGAUGCAUUUGCAAUUUUCAGUUUUAGGAUUUUCUUGGAAGAUAACAUAUUUGAUCAGAUGGCUAACUUCUGUUACGAAGCCUCAAUAGCCUUACAGAUAAACCUUUUCAUUCUUGGAAAUUUGUUACUGUGUUCCUAUGGAGAACCUCUCUGAAGAAGUAACUGCUAUUCACUAUCUUGUAUUUCAAAUAUAAUAGUUCUCGGAGACGUUUCUGGGGGCAUCUGGCUAACUGAUAUUUUUGUGGGGAAUUUUAUAAUUGUUGAUAUGUACAAAGUAUAAUUAUUAAUAUUAUGAAAUCAAGUUUUUCCUGAGUAUAAAGUAGACUUUUGAGAAAAGGGUAAUAACAUUUCAUUACCUUUAUGUGUAUAGAUAUUAGACAUGGAAUCUGAAGUUUUGUUUAGAAAGUACAGGAUUUCACCUUAAAGGAAAAUAAAUUGAAAAAUGUCUCAAUAAUCAUAAAAUUGUGUGCAUAAUUAGAUAGCAAGUAGAAGUCACUUAUUUAAAGAAAACAUUGCAAGUAUGAUAUAGAUGAGUGCUAUUUUAAAUCUGAUAUUUUGCUCCAAAUGGUUUUAUAGCUCCUGUGCUGUGGUUACCAUUGAGGUUCAAAAAAUUCCAUAGUUUAAAAGGCAACAUCCACGUUAUCACCAAGAAUGCAUUUUUUUCCCUUCUGCCAACAGCCAAGCCCCAUGCCACUUCCCUCACCAAAUGCCUGGGUUUUUAAUUAAUGUGCACUUCCUAGAUUUGGCAGCAUAAUUGUCAUAGUGCUAAAGAAAAACUUGAGUUGAAAAUCUUUAAGGCAAAAUGGAAUGAUUUAAUAGAAGAUGUUCUCCUAGACCUGAUGUCUCAAGCAUUUCAUGUACAGACUUAUCAACAAACUACAAAUGGGUUAGUAGCUAGUUCCAGAAGUGAUGAAAAUAUUUAUUUGCAUUAAAAGCAAAGAAAAGCAGUAUUUUCUAAAGAGGUAUGUUGUUUUUGAGGUUUGAAAGGAGAUACUUUUAUGUUUAAGUGAUAAAAUUACAGUUAAAAGUCAACUCUUAGUGUUAUACAGGGUACUUCAUAAGCUUGUGCACAUCCUGCAUUGAUAGGUGUGUAGCUCAGUUGUGCCCAUUUGGUAUAAAGUGUAACUUGUGCAUGCAUCAGAGCAUAAUUAAGCUUCUAGAAAAUACUUUUACCUGACUGCUUCUGGGGUCCAUAAUGUGGUUAAAUCGCGAGUGGAACAAAUUAUGGUGAAAUAGUUAACUUUGACUUAUGCUUUCUUAAAUAGUAAGAUGAACUUGAGUUACUCACAGAAGACAACUUUUGGAACUUAAUAUACUUAGGCAGACAUUGUGAUUGCUGUAAUUAAGGAAGUUGUAAGGUUAAUGGAGCUGCCAGCCUUGGCUCUACUCCACGCCUGUAUAACUUUUCCAUGAAACUGUGGCUUAAAUAUUUUGUCUGGCACUAGUUUCUAUUGUGUAGUUCUUACUGUGUGACAGUAAGAAGGACCAGAAAGUGAUGCUCAGCUUUGAGGGGACUGUUGGAAUUGACAAUUUGAUUAGAAUACUUUGUAUAGUAAUCUCUCAUGCACUUACUGUUAGGAGUGGAGAAAGCACUCAUACUCCAGUUCCACUGAUCAAGUUACAUAAUGAACUUAAACUCGGCUUAAUUAAACUUAGCUAUUUGGGGGUGAUCACCAGUAUAAAUAAAUAUGGGCUCAGAAUAGAAUCAUAUUAUUGGACAGGAGUUUGUAAAAGCAGAGCCGCUCUUUUUUCCUUUGCUUGCUUGAUCAUUGGGGUUUUUUUUUUUUUUAAAUUUUAAUGCAUGUCUUUUAAAUUAAUUGGGUAAUGUUUUUCUAAAAUUAAAAUUUUCUUCUUCCUAUAGCCCUGCCAUAGGACAGGCUGAGGCUGAGUCUCAGUGUUGCCCUGUUCAGUCUGAGGCAAGUGGGAUUUAUUUUAUUCCUUAUAGGGGCUUUCACAGCUUUAUGGCUGUUGGAUAUUUAUGUCCCCAAACUUGCAGCAAGUUUGGUGAAGGCCCCUAAAUUUAAUUAAAUUUAGGAUUUUUAUACUCUUUUGGCAGAGAAGGCUCUAUAUUAAUAUUUAUGUUUGACUGUGGUGUUAAUAAGCAUAAGUAAAAAGUAAUAGAUGUGAUUUUAUGUGAUUUACUUUGUGUUGCAUAAUUAACAGCCUCAGUAAAGUUGGUAUUCCUGUAUUUACCGUUUGUGAAUUGACAAAAUUUCAUAUACUUGAUUUUGAGGCAUGAGAUGUUUCAAAUUUUCCACUUAGAUCUUAAGGAAAAUUUUAUUGGUUAUUUCCUCCUAAACUACUAAAUUUAACCUUAAGGAUCCUUAAGUUUAAUCUUUGGAAAUGCUACUGGAUACUGAAAUCUGCACAUUAAGGUUGAAAGGUCAUUUGGAAAUGCUUGUGAUUUUUAAAGUUUUCAGACCUCACCACAUUAGAGCUAAUGUUAAUGUAGAGCCCUGUGGACAGUGGGAAGAUGGUGCUAUAUGUUUGUGGUAUGUAUGUAUAUACAUUACACAUUUGGCUGAAAAGUAUAAUAGAAAGUUUGUUACAGACCUUUCCUAUUAGAUUACUGAUUUUAAGAUAGCCAAACUGAAAUUGGAAUCAUUUGAUAAGGUAGUAUAUUAAACUAUUUGGAACCAUUUGAGAUUUGUUUUCUGCCUUACUGAACACUAAUUUAUGCAGUAUUCACACAUGGAAAAUACUUGUUUCCAACUAAAACUUCUUUCAUUUUAUGAGAAAAGUUGUGUGUGUGUUUGUAUGUUUGUUGUAGAGGGUAAAGGAGGCUGUGGAGAGAGAUCAAAACAAAAGCCUGGAUUCUUUUGUCGUUCAUGUAUUUAAGCCACCUUUCUAUCCAGACAGCAUUUUCUUCUGAACAAUAAUAUUUAACUUCCAAACUGGGAUUGUAUUUCUAUGUGCUUUUAAUUUUUGGAAGCAUCAAAUAUAUACAUUAAGUGAAUUUCAGAUUUUUGCCUGUUAAUCCACUUAAUUAAAACAUGCCUUUUUUCACUGUAACUGAAUCUUGGGAUAAAAGAUCUUUAUGACUGAAAAAAAUUUGUGACAGCAAAAAUAGUCCAUUACAAUAUCUGAUGCCCUGCUCAAGUUACAUUUAAGACUCUGUAAUUGGAGAUGUUUUCUAUUGCCCUCAUUAUCCCCCCAUAUACCGAAAUAAUUCAAGAGUAAAACUGCCUGUCCUGAUCAGUAAUAGUGAUUAAUUGAAGUCAUUAAAAAUGACCCUUGGUACUGAAGGUGGGUGGGUUUUCUUAGAGGUAGAAUAAUUUGUUGAAAGUAUUAAUACCUAAUUUAAAAUACAGUUUCUUUGUUGUCUCUGUAGUUCUGUGAUGUAGAAAAAAUGCGAUUUUGGAAAUUCUAUAAUUUUCAGUUGUUUAUUUUGUCCACUGGUGAAAUGUGGUAAAUGAAAUGUUGAUAUCACCUCUUCAGUGAGAAAAUUUUUUUUGCAUUAACUGAUACUUGAAUUGAUGAGGGGAUAAGAAAUAAGGAAUGUGUACCCUCCUUAAGUAUUGUGUAAAUCAGGUAUGUCCUUUUUUCAAAGGUGAAAUACUCCUUACAAUAUUUAAUAACCUUUUGUGUCUUCUUCUGAAAUGAAAUUGCUUUUUUUAUGGGAAAAUGUUAUAAAUGGAAGAUUCAGGGCAGGUUUUUUUAAGUAAACAUUUCCCCAGUUUGACUUCUGCUAAAUACCUCAUGACUUGAAAUUAGUGAAGGGUUUUUUUUUUAACCCUUACUCAGUAUUUUGCUUUCUGUUAUCUGAAUCAACAAGUAAUGUUUUGUUUUUAUAGCAUAGAAAUCAUCUAACACUUCUGUGUGAUGUUUCUGGGCAAAAUAAACUUUUUAAUGAUGUAUGUCAUGCACAUAAUGGAUAUUCACAAUUUUGUAAUGAAUCUUCAGAACUACAUAUUUAAUAUCUCAGCAUUUAGGCAUUCCCUAUAAUGUUAUAAUUCAGUUAUAGCUUCCUAUUUUAAAUAGAUCCAUAUGUUUUAAUGUUCUUACUUGACUUUUUUGUUGAGCAAUCCGUUUGAAAAGAGACUUUUUAAAAAGCAGUUUCUUCAGUAAGGCUCAGAAGAGAAUUGCUUUUAGAAACAUUGUUUUUCCUGCUCUGGGAUCUAUACAUUUUUGCAUAGUAAUUUGGCAAUAAAAGGAAGAGCUUUUCGUUCUUCCCAACUCUAGAAAAACCUCUUUGAAGUUUUAGAAUCUAAGUUUGUUGAGCUGAUCUCAUAUUCUCAGGGGAAAGUAUUUUUGUUUACUAAGCAGGACGUAAAAGUCAUAUUAAGCAAAAAUUGGAGCCCCAAAGAGCUCACUGAAGCUUAAUUUCAACUUUUUCUGAAGCAAAUUAUAAAUCAAGACUGGUUGGUUCAUGGUUAGGUUCUUUCAUGUUAAUCACCAGCUAUUUUAUGAGACUUAAUUUUGAUCAUAUUAAUAACUACAGAGAAGAGCCAUGUGAGUGAACUAUUAUAGUCAAUUACUUGGACUCCACCCAUUAAUUCUAAAUGCUAUAGUGCUGUGUCUGAGGUUGUCAUGGCACACCUAUGUUAAUAGCUGUGUGUUUGGUCAAGGGUUUAUGUAGUACUGUGUUUGUAAAAAGAUAGUCCUUUUUACAAUUCUCCCAAUCCUCUGGCAUUCUCACUGUGUCUGGGGUUUUGUUUUUGUAUUUCACCAUGAUGGAUAAUGAAUUCUAUUUUUCACCUUUCAUUAAGUUUGAAUAACUCAAUGACAAUGGAUUCCCCAUUUAUUACAGUCAAAAUAGUGAUUAUCUGAAAGAGGCCAUUGUAUAUAAUGUCAAAGUUAAUGUAAUGAAAGUUAACAGCACUCCUGUUUGCAUGUUACAAGAUUUUGCCAAAUCAUUUAUUAUAAUUCAGUGCUCAUUCUUAACAUUUUCCAGUCUCUCUUAAUGAAAUGAGGUUGCUUAACCACCCAAGUAGACAAGGAGUUUAAAGUCCCUUUAAGUUUGAUUUAGAACAGUUUCAUUUUGGGCAAAGCCUUCCUUUUAGAUAUUGACUUGUUUAAUGUGCUUCCAGUAGAAUUUACUUUUCAGUCCAUGUUUUUAAAAUUGAAAAUCUUUAUUGAGAUUAAGAUUUUUGAAAAUUAAAAGCUAUUAAGAAUUGCUUGCCUCAGAUGUGUCUCUAUAUGUAUAUUUAAAUAUAGAAAUUACAACAUUUGAGAGGUUCCCCGCCCCCCAGAUAUAUGGCCCUCCUCCCCGCUUUUUUAGAGUAACUGAAAUUUUGCGGUAGUACAGUUUAUUUUUCAAAAUGAGAUGUGUCCGAAAUACACAGUGUUCUUAACUCUAAGGUCAGUUACUGUAAUAUUUUUAAGACUUAGGGAAAAAUUUUCAGUGUAUUAAUGUCAGGCUCUGAGGAAAUUAAAUGCACAUUGACUUUUAAGCUAUGGAUUGAACUCCUCAGUUUAAUACAAUUUGUGUUUUUGUUAACUAGCAGCAGAAUUUCAGCAUUUGCUACUUACUGGUAGAGAAGAAAAAUCCCACAGCCCUGCCAGUACAGGUUAGUUUAAUCUGUAAGUACCUGAUGUUUGUAUUUUUUUCAAACAUAUCCAUAUAACCCACACAAGGAAGAAAGCUAUGCAGUUACUUAAAUGUGAGUAUAACUAAUAGUAGAUUCAUUGGACACUUUUAAACACUGAGUGCUUGGGCCAUAGUAAUUCUAGGUUUGCUAAUCUCAGUUGUAAUAAAGCUCCUUUAUUAUUUGGUUGAGGUUGAACCUAAAUAGAAACCUUUUUUCUUAAAGGAGAAGACAGUGAAAAUUUCCAUUGGCUAUAUGUGCCCAUGAUGGUAUUUGAUAAGGAGUGCAAGGUUUUUGAGUCCAGGAUCUUAGAUUUAAGCCACUCUUUGGUGUGGUACUCAUUUGCCUUUCAACUUUUUACAGUAUGAAUCAACCUAAGAAAAAAGUCAAGUCUCUUCACUGGUGUGCAAUCAUAGGCUUGAAAAUGUUUUUAUACUCCUUUUUUUUCUUUAAAUGUUAGUAAUUCUUGCUGUAAAUAAUUUUUGUUACCUUUUUAUUUUUUUGUAAACCACCUAUUCUGUUGGUAUACCACCACUGUGGGGUUUUACUUUGAACUAAGAAUGACAAAUCUUAUUAAUACGCAAAUGAAAACAGACUUCCCAUCAAGAAAUCAAUCUAGAUGAUAUUCUUCAUGUAUUUCUUUUGAAGGGGAUAGAGACAGUAAUGUGUUGUGAAGGUUAUAUUAAUGGUUUUAUUUUCAUUGGUUUUACCAGUUUAUUAUUGUCCUGACCCCACCCUGAGAGAUUUCCUUUUAAGUAUUUUUCUUUUAAUGUUAAGCAAAGAAAAUUAGAUUAAAAAAAUAAGCCACCAAGAAGAGAAUAAAGCAUACAAGUUUAGUUUUUAUAAGCCUGAACCAUCCUUCCAAUCUGUGAGGUUGAUUAGUAUACAUGACUUACUCCUUUUACCUAAGUGUAAUGACUAAUUUGAGACAACUAGUCAUAAAACUGACUCCUCUUGUACUAUCUAAUUGGGGUGGUGGUUAGCCACUUAAAACGUUAUUAAAUGUUAUUUUAUGUAAAGGUCAUGCAUUUGGUUAAAAUUUUUUGACAUUAACUUAUUAGCUGAUAAUAUAUAUUUUAUAAGAUUCACUGGUUUCUUAGUAUCAAAUUACCUGAGGGCUUAAGUUUCAUUGCAUUUCACAGUUUAUAAGAAAUGGCAUAGAUACAUCGAAAUGGUUUUCCUUAAAACUAGCUCUUUAAAGCUUCUGGUGAGUACUCAAAUUUUGCCUAUCAAAAUUUUUCCUUUAAAAUUUCACUUAAAUGGGAUGCUUAGUUCACAAGAACUGAGAGAACUGAAUUUUUAUAUUCAUCAGGUAAUGGUAUCUUAAUCAGGAAUAUUAGGAAGGUUAAUUAGUAGGUAGGUACUUAGGAUUUUUGGUAGUUCCAGGUUCACCUUUGCAUUAAUUUGACACAAAUUAUUUCCUUUUGGUGACAUGAAAAGGUGUUUUUACUCACAACCAACAACCAUUAAAGAAGUUUUAAAACUAGGUUUGCUUUUUCGUUGACAGUCAAAAGCUUUCUCAUGCUUUGAGUUCCCAAGUUGCAUAGGUGUAAAACUAUCUAAAUUUCUGUCCAUUGUUCUAUUCAGCUGUUAGAGAUUUGUGAGCAAUUAAGCUGAAGGUAGUGUUUGAAGGAACACCCAGUCUCAUAAUUGCUCAGUAGGAUCUGUUUGAAUGAGACUUGAUAAUUUGAAGUGUAAUCUUAAAUCUGUCAGAAACAAUGAUUUCUGGGAUUUGUAUGCCAGUGAAAACCUGAGGAUAUUUCCAAUUAAAUGUGUCCUGUUCCAUAUCUUGCGACAGUAUGUUACACAUGAUUUUUAAAUUUUUUUUUACCUAUUUUUAGCCACAUCCUUGCUUAUGUCAGUAAGGCUAAAUAUGUUUUCACAUAUUUCCUGUUGGGAUCUUUGUAAACCAAUAAUGAACAGUCAGUAAAUGCUUUUUAUUAUGAACAAUGAUAGUGUCUAAAGUUGUCUGGAAAUUGAUGUCUGAGUAUGUGAUAAUGGUGAUGUAUUCUUCUAGUUAAGCACUAAACAAAGUGUGGACCCUCAAUUUAUGUCUUUAAGAUUUAAAGUGAAGUAAAUUUCUAAGGAACUCUGUCCUUUCCUAGCAAGAAUAAACAGACAUUGAAAACUUGGUAAGUAUGUAACUUUAAAUGCAUGUGAUAGUCAUGAGAGUAAGUAGCCAAGUUUCCUUAGUUUAAGAUAAUAUUUAGACAUGAAGAAGAAUCCCUGAAUCUCCUUUGCGACUCAGUAUGUGUGUGGCUAGCAUUUUUACAAAUUUGUGCUUAAUUAUUAAAUUGAUACGUGCUUUACUCCUUUGUCUGGUUUGUUUUAUUUUGUAUCGUGUUUAAAUACUAAUUUUAUAUUUCAAGUUCUUUUCAGGGUAGACAUCAGUGGCAUACCCUUGCCAUUUCCUUUAUUGAACAUGAAGGAAAAUUUAUCUUUGAUAAGAAUUGUUUAAAUACACUAUUUAAAGCAGUGAUUUUGUUUUUCAGCUCCAGUUAAAACACAAUAAAUAGGCAACUAAUCUAAAAUGGCGGGGAGGGGGGAGUCGUGUUCUUUUCUGGAUUAUUUUGAGGAAUCGUUGCAUAAUAGUAAAAUGUUAUUAAGCCAAUACUUUAAUUGCAUGAAAGCAAUGCUUUUUAAAUUAAGAAGAAAUGAUGAUAAGAUGUUACUCCACCCUCACCCUUGUUCUGUGAUAACCAUGUAUUAAAUAAGAUUAAAGUACAAACAUUUUUACUUGUUACACUCAGGACGAUGAUUUAUUUCUGAGAAGUAAAUCGUUUUCUAUGCAUACUAGUACAGCAUUAAUUAAAUUUGUGAACUGGUGUAAGAUCCCAAUAGGUUGUAGGAAAGAGUGGGGACCUUUCCCUCAAUUCAUUCUCCAGGCAAGGAGGGCAGCAAAGAGCAAAAUCACACCAGGAACUUAGGUAAGGAGGACUUGAACUUAAAAGGAUUAAAUGGCCAGUUCACCUGUAUGAUUAUGUGGUUUAGCCAAGCACAUAAUAGUGGCCUUUUUUAUUUUUAAAGAUUUAUUUAUUUUUUUAAUUCAAGAAUUGGGGUACAGGCCAGAGAUGGGGGGUGGUGAGAGGAUUCACCAGAGACAGAGCAGGGAACAGAACAGGCAGAAGGACCAAAGACACUGCUGAGGGAAGCAGCAGGCGAGACAGGAGAGGUCUGUCCUCCAUGUGGGUUUCUCCCUGGCUGGCCUGGAAUUGAACUCGUGCUGUAGUGGCUGUGGAUUGCUUCAUAGGUUGUGCCUUAAUCCUUGCGCCACCAGGGAGGCCCAAUUGUGGCCAUUUUUAAAUGUGAUUAAAUUCACUCAAGCUUGUAAUUAAAUAGCUUUAAAAAUUUGCCAACAUUAAAUCUACUUAAUUGCUAGGGUCAUGCAUACAUAUAUAUUUUUCCCCCCCAUUUUUGACAGAAGCUUGUGCAAAAGAAAAGUGAAGUGGGUGACUCGGCAUUUGUGAUGUUUGAUUAUGUGGAAUAAUUCCAGUCUAAUGGUAGGGUCUGUGGUAGAAGUACUCUUUAAUGUAUGAGCCAUAUAAUAACUAAGACUUAGAAUUCAGAAAAGACAUUGAUACUUUUCUCCUUUGAGGUGUUUCAGGGUUAUUAGCAUUAACAAAGCUAAAGUACCAUUUGGAAAAUGUUGCUUUAUUUUUCUAACCUGAAGCAAUUUUCAGUUUUGAAAGAUUUGCCGGCCUCUUGUUUACAAAGGUGAAUAAAAGUUUGCAUAUUUGAGCCCAUGUCAUUAAGUUGUUUACUGAAUGAUUUAUAUUGAGAAUGGAUAAUGAUAGGUAUCAGUUGUCCCUGAUUAGUUCUUGUGCUCUGGGAAAUAGAAGACAGUCAUUUUUGUUAAAUAUGGAAUGUCUAUACAGAUAAAGGGGUAAAACAAAGAUUCUCAUUGUGGGUAACAUGAUAAAAGUUGUUUGAGAAGGUGGAAUUAGUAUUAUGCUUUAGACUAAAAUUAGAGCAUGAAGUCAAAUCUAGUUAUGGUAAUAAUUCCCCAGGCCUGUGAGAAAGGUUACCAUGUGAGAAAGCUUUCUUGCCAGCCAGUUCAAAUGAGGGUGGGGUAAGGAUAGGCAGUUAGUGAAAAUCUAAACUAUUAAAGUGUACAUUAGGGCCUCCCCGGUGGCG